Molecule: messenger RNA, 2582 nt
Organism: Penaeus vannamei (Pacific white shrimp)
Lineage: Eukaryota; Metazoa; Arthropoda; Malacostraca; Decapoda; Penaeidae
Gene: Mcm5
Product: Minichromosome maintenance 5
Biological process (GO): double-strand break repair via break-induced replication; DNA replication; DNA replication initiation
Cellular component (GO): nucleus; MCM complex
Molecular function (GO): single-stranded DNA helicase activity; single-stranded DNA binding; DNA replication origin binding
Source: RefSeq, a predicted model, not a curated record
UUCAGUGUUAGGGAAGCCGCCGGACCCGCACGACCUCCCUCCAUCACGCCCGUUUUCUCGCUUAUUUCCCCUUUAAAACGACAAAAUGGAAGGCUUCGACGACCCCGGCAUCUUCUUCUCGGACAACUUCUCCUCGGAGGACCAGCAGGACCAGAGUCAGAUCAAUUUACAGGCCGUUAAGAAGAAGUUCAAGGAGUUCCUGCGGCAGUUCCACGAAGGCAACUUCAACUACAAGUAUAGGGAUUCGCUUAAGCGCCAGUAUAAUCUCCGCCAGUUUUACCUUGAAGUCAGCCUCGAAGAUGUGGCAAGUUUUGACGAGACCCUGGCAGACAAACUCAAGAAGGCCCCCACGGAACACUUGCCUCUGUUUGAGGAAGCAGCCAAGGAGGUAGCAGAUGAGGUGACAGCACCCAGGCCUCAAGGAGAAGAGAAAGUUGAAGAUAUUCAAAUAACACUCACAUCUGCCUCAAAUCCUGUUGAUGUCCGCAACCUGCAGUCUGAAGAAGUUAGCCGACUGGUGAAGGUAGCUGGUAUUGUGGUUGCAGCCUCAGGAGUGAAGGCCAAGGCUCUGACACUAACUGUGCAGUGUCGUUCCUGCCAGACCACCAUCCCAAAUAUUCCCGUCAAGCCUGGUCUCGAAGGUUACCAAAUGCCAAGAAAAUGCAACACAGAGCAAGCAGGUCGUCCGAAGUGUCCCCUUGACCCCUUCUUCAUUGUCCCUGAUCGGUGCACAUGUGUGGACUACCAGGUUCUGAAGCUUCAGGAAGUACCUGAGAAUCUGCCACAGGGAGAGAUGCCCCGUCAUCUCCAACUCUAUGUUGACAGGUCUCUCUGUGAGCGUGUUGUACCUGGGAACCGAGUCACAGUUUUGGGUAUUUACUCAAUCAAGAAAAUUGGUAAAUCCACAAGAGGUGCAAGAGACAAGGUUGCUGUAGGUAUUCGUGCCCCAUAUCUCCGAGUGGUGGGCAUCCAGUGUGACCAGGAGGGCCGUGGCUACACCUCUGGCAUUUCCAUUUCUGCCAGUGAGGAAGAAGAAUUCCGUCGCCUUGCACAGUCCAACAAUGUCUAUGAGAGGAUUGCAAGAAGUGUUGCCCCCAGUAUCUAUGGAUCUGAAGAUAUCAAAAAGUCUGUAGCUACCUUGCUCUUCGGUGGUUCUCGCAAGCGUCUCCCUGAUGGCUUAACAAGGAGAGGAGACAUCAAUGUUUUGCUUCUUGGUGAUCCUGGUACAGCCAAGUCCCAGCUCCUAAAGUUUGUGGAACGUGUUGCUCCAAUUGCUGUCUACACAUCUGGCAAAGGUUCUUCUGCUGCUGGUUUGACGGCAUCAGUCACAAGAGAUCCAGUUACGAGGAACUUUGUGAUGGAGGGUGGAGCUAUGGUUUUGGCUGAUGGCGGUGUUGUGUGCAUUGACGAGUUUGACAAGAUGAGAGAAGAUGACAGGGUUGCAAUUCACGAGGCUAUGGAACAGCAGACCAUCUCCAUUGCCAAGGCUGGUAUCACAACCACCCUGAACUCCCGCUGCUCAGUGAUGGCUGCAGCUAACUCUGUCUUUGGACGUUGGGAUGACACCAAGGGAGAAGAAAAUAUUGAUUUCAUGCCUACCAUUCUGUCUCGAUUUGACAUGAUCUACAUCGUCAAGGAUGAGCAUGAUGAAGGACGAGAUACGACUUUGGCCAAGCACGUUAUGAAUGUUCACUUGAAUGCCUUAAAAACCACUGAUGACACUCCUGAGGGAGAGCUGUCACUGAAAUUCCUGAAGAAGUACAUCAGUUACUGCAGAGGCCGUUGUGGACCUAGACUUUCUGAGAGUGCAGGAGAAAAACUGAAGAACAGAUAUGUUUUGAUGAGAGGAGGAACUCGUGAAGCAGAAAGCAACUCUGACAAGCGUCUGUCCAUCCCCAUCACUGUCAGGCAAUUGGAGGCUAUUGUUCGUAUUUCCGAAUCAUUGGCUAAGAUGCGACUGGAGCCUUUUGCAACAGAGAGUGAUGUUGAUGAAGCCCUGAGGCUCUUCCAGGUCUCCACACUGGAUGCUGCGAUGUCAGGCUCUCUAACAGGUGCUGAGGGCUUUACCACAGAGGAAGAUCAGGAAAUGCUGUCUCGCAUUGAAAAGCAGCUGAAGAAGAGGUUUGCCAUUGGUUCACAGGUUUCAGAACAUGCCAUUGUUCAGGACUUCCUCAGACAGAAAUACCCAGAGCGUGCUGUAUACAAGGUAUUGCACUUCAUGAUCCGGCGUGGGGAGCUCCAGCACCGUCUUCAGCGCAAGAUGCUUUACAGGAUCAAGUAAAUACCCUGUGAUCACAUUAGUUUAAGUUCAUUUUACUUUCUUAAUAAACAGUGUAUAAAUUUUACCUAUGUUUAUGGUUCAAAACAAGAUCAUUAUGUAUGGCUUACUGAAUCAGAAUGUAUAUACAUACUCUUUUAUAACUUUUGCUACUUGGAAAAAGGAUUGUAUCAGAAAGAAUGUAAUGGCUAUGAUACCUGCCUCCUUGAAGUGGAUCUGCCUGUUAAACAGUACCUAAGACCAGUGAUACAAAAAUGUUAUGUUUAGAAACUCGAUCAGAUUUUCUUUUGUUAAUAAAAAUAAU